UGUCAGAAGGGACGGGACAUAGGCUACGUAUCUAAACCUAUGCGCUGCUCUCGGCUGCUCCGGAGUUGUGGAGUCGACGUUAUAUCACAAAACCCAGGGUCUAAGGGAAAGUCGAUCACCUACUUUUUUAUAUUUUUGGCACAACUUGGAUAACUUUGCCGAAUGUUGUUUUGCUUUUGGGGCUCAUGAACUUCACUCAGUUGAAGACUAGGAUAUAGCCUACGACUCGCAUCUUGAGGGGUAAAGUUCCUUUGGAGUUUUUUAUUUAUUCUCCUUUUCGACAGAUUUUGUGUAUUCUGGAAUAAAAUACUUAAUUUUAACAAUUUCAUACAGAAUUUUGACAAAUGGAAAUGGAGAUUAAAACUGUUUUGAGGAUUAACUCAAUUUUGAGGAUUUGAGGAGGCCGUUCCACUCCGUCGAGCUCGCAGAAUUUCCUCAGCGCAGACACAAUUUCGGCAUGUAGCAAAGGAAAUACGCUCCCAGUGAUCCUCCUCCAGUCCACYUCUCCUCUUUCUCCUCUUCCAGACGUCUCAGGGAAUGGGCCAGCGCCUUCCCAGAGAGCACUGCUUCACCCUGGGGUGUGGCUGCCACGCGAGGGUGGGAAGAGCAGCAUCAACGUCCUAAAGCCCCACCCCCUCAUUCUCUUGUGACCUUUCACCUCUCACCGCACUGUGACCUCUGAGCCAUGCCGUUCAGGCUGAUGCUGCGUCGGACACGGCGCUACAACGUGCUAAGCAAGAACUACUUUGUGACGCGGAUUCGUCUGCUGGACAACAACGUGAUCGAGUGUACUCUGUCUGUGGAGAGUACGGGGCAGGAAUGUCUGGAGGCAGUGGCCCAGAGACUGGAACUACGAGAGACCCAUUAUUUUGGCCUGUGGUUCCAGGGGAAGGCCCAGCCCCAGUCCCAGCGCUGGGUCGAGCUGGAGAAGCCUCUGAAGAAACAGCUGGAUAAGUUUGGCAACGAGCCACUGCUCUUCUUCGGGGUCAUGUUCUACGUCCCCAAUGUGUCACGCCUUGAGCAGGAGGUCACCAGGUAUCAGUACUACCUGCAGGUGAAGAAGGAGGUGCUGGAUGGACGUCUCCACUGUACCGUAGAGCAGGGCAUCAGACUAGCAGGCCUAGCAGUGCAAGCUGACUUUGGGGAUUUCACACAGUUCCUGUCUCAGGACUUCCUCAGGGAGUACGUGCUCUUCCCAGUGAUGUUUUUCAAGCUCAGAAUCUGGCCUCAUGUAGAUGAGGUCUGCGAGGAAGUGGAGCUCAGAAGCGGUGGCGAGGACAGUAAGAGUCACUGUCGAAUGCAGCUUGCAGAAGCAGAGUUGCUCUAUAUCAAGGAGGUAGAGAAGCUGGAUGGCUUUGGACAGGAGAGCUUUGCUGCUAAGGACACCUACACCAAUGACAUCUUCAUUGGUGUGUCCUUCAUCGGAGUCUUCGUCAAACACAGGAACGGCAGGUCCAUUAUGCACCACAGAUGGAAAGACAUUGGUAACAUAGCGCACAACAAGUCGGCCAUCACAGUAGAGAUAACCAGUAAAGAUGACACCAUCAUGUUUCACACGGUGAGUGUCAUAUCUAACAACGGAACACACAAAAGCCGUCUCACGGGACACGGAUCCAAGGCGCCCAGUCCUGUAUCCAUCCAGCCAAUGCGAGCUCGCCAGUAUGCAGAGAUGUACCAGGACACACAGAGCUCUUCAACGGCGGCAGAGCCGUGUGGUUUAGUAGAGUCCAAGCCCAGAGAUGAAGAGAGGGGGCUCCUAGCUCCAGGUAACGCUAAACCGUCUCUAUGGCCUCAGCGUUCAGCUACAAAGUACGCCCGGCUGGCACCACCGGAACCCAGUGCAUGGGCGGCAGCAGCCACCGAGCUGGUCACGGUGCCCAGUGGUGCAGCUGUCUGUAGAAGACUUUCCAGCGGACAGUCUUCUGCCCGCGGUGCCCCAGUGCCUCUGCAGGAUGACCAUAGAGCUGUCCAAAGUACAAUCGCCUCGGCUCUUCACGGCCAGGACACCAAGUUCUACAAACAGAACCAAGAUCUGUGCAGACCAAGGCCCCAGUCCUGUAUCCUCCAGCCAAUGCACUCCCAGUAUGCAGAGCAUUACCAGGACACACAGAGCUCUCAAGACAGCAUAUUCCAUGAAGACCCCUACUACAAGUCUGAGACUAGUCUGGACCGGUGUCCGGUCGAAUUCGGCUUCCGCAAUGGAACUGUUCCCAAUGGCAGCAUGUACAGUAGUCCCAGCCUCAGCUCCCUUAACCACUCCCAAACCUUCGUACAACCUUCACCCAUCUCCUCUAACCUCAGUAUCCCUGGCAGCGAGCUGAUGCGCCCCGACUACAUCCCGAGUCAUCGCCAUAGUGCCAUCAUCGCCCCUUCCUAUAGGCCCACGCCAGAGUAUGAAGCUGUGAUGCGCCAGAAGUGCCACAUGCUCCCCGCCCACCAUGACCUUCACAGCCAAUCACUGAGGAGUCUCAAUAUUAGUAAUGCCUAUGCUUAUCGUCAGCCAGAGGCGUUGGUUUAUAGCCAGCCAGAGAUGAGAGAGAGGGGCCCCUAUCCAGGACCUAACCCUUAUGGCCCUCAGGUCAGCUACAGUAAGCCUGUGAACCCUGCUCCUCACCUGGGCCCCGGAGCCAGUCAGGGCCCCUGCCAGUCUGCAUGUGGAGGAGGAGGGGGUGGGAGCUCCAUCUCUCACACGGUCAGCACGCCUGAACUAGCCAACACCAAACAGGGGGCUACUACAGGGAGCUACGGCGCUACGGCUAACAUGCUGAGGAACCACAUGUCGCGGCCGCCCCCUCCCUACCCGUCCUUCCGACCCGCCACAAGUACCCCGGACCUGGCCAGCCACCGGCACCACUGCAUGGGCGGCAGCAGCCCCGAGCUGGUCACCCGCAUGGUGCAGCUGUCUGUGAAGACUUUCCAGCCGGACAGCUCUGCCGUGGUGCACCAGUCUCUGCAGGAGGUUAGCGAACCGCUAACUGCGGCUAAGCACCGAUCAGCCCUGGGGAAGAGACACAGCAUGGAAGUGACCAGCAGCAUGAGGGGGGGAGGAGGAGGAGGAAUGGAGGGCAUGGUGGUUUUGAAGGGGAUGGCUGCCCCACUAAACAGGAGGAAUACUCUCAGAGAGCACGUGAUGCCACCCCAACCUCAGACCCAGCCUCAAUCACAACCCCCCCAACCCCAAUCUCACCAGCCCAAAGAGCUGCCUGUGCAGAGAGCCCCAGAGACCCCCAUCCCAUCCUCCACGGCGCAGGGAGUGGGCGGGGCCUACCAGCACCAGAAGACCCUCUCCAACGCCACCAUGCUGAUCCACAGCAGUGAGAGCGAGGAAGAGGAGGAGGAGGAGGAAGAGGAGAGGCCUGAGCUGGACGUUCAGAUCCCAGGUCUGAACGAGGACAUUAAUGCCCAGCUCCAGGCCGCCCUUGCCAAGCUCCCCAACAAGCCCCCUCCGGAGUACCCCGGACACCCUAGACCAGCCACCAACGCCCCCCUCCGCUCCCGCGAUCACAGCCACCCUCACCACCACAACCAGGGACACCAGACCCAGGGAACCAAGGACCCAAGCCAAGCCCAGGCCCGGGUGCUGAAAGCUGGGCAGAGUCAGGGCGGUGUAGGGGGUGGUGGCGGUACCCUGACCCGUGGGGAUCAGGCUGGGAUGAAUGGGGCAGUUCUGGGGCCGUCAAUCUCUGAGCCAGACCUGACCAGUGUGAAGGAGAGGGUCCGGAAGGAGCCAGUUAAAGAGAGGCCAGUGUCUGAGAUGUUCUCUCUAGAGGAUAGCAUAGUGGAGAGAGAGAUUGCACAGAGGACGCUGGAGAGACAGAAGAUGUCGGUGGACUCAAUAAAGAGACCUCUGAUGAUGGCGGCCCUCAACGGGCUCUAUGUCGCCAGGGUGCCUGUACCAGAGAACCCCCGGGAGGAUGGGGCCAAGGCUGCUGAUGAACGGUGUAAGACCCUAGAGUUGAAGUUGGAGGAGGAGAGGGUCUUCACGGAGUACGAGCAGAUCCCAAAGAAGAGGGCCAACUGCGUGGUCACCACGGCAACGCUGCCCGACAACGGCGAGCGGAACCGGUUCCGUGACGUGGUUCCGUACGAGGAGAACCGGGUGGAGCUGGUUCCCAACAAGGAGAACAACACAGGCUACAUCAAUGCUUCACACAUCAAGGUGAUGAUCAGUGGGGAGGAAUGGCACUAUAUCGCCACCCAUGGACCGCUGGCCAACACCUCUGCAGACUUCUGGCAGAUGGUCUGGGAGCAGGGAGUCAACGUCAUCGCCAUGGUUACUGCCGAGGAGGAGGGUGGUAGGUCAAAGAGCCACCGGUACUGGCCCAAGCUGGGCUCCAAGCACAACUCAGCCACCCACGGAAAAUUCAAGGUGACCACCAAGUUCCGUACGGACUCAGGUUGCUACGCCACCACAGGGUUAAAGGUCAAACACCUGCUUUCGGGCCAGGAGCGCACCGUGUGGCACCUGCAGUACACUGACUGGCCGGACCACGGCUGUCCCGAGUACGUCCAGGGAUUCCUCUCUUACCUGGAGGAGAUCCAGUCAGUGAGAAGACACACUAACAGCAUGCUGGACACCUCCAAGAGCCUCAACCCCCCUGUGGUGGUCCACUGUAGUGCUGGGGUGGGCCGCACCGGGGUCGUCAUCCUCACCGAACUAAUGAUCAGCUGCCUGGAGCACAACGAGAGGGUGGAGGUCCCUAUGAUGUUGAGUCACCUGAGGCAGCAGAGGAUGCUCAUGGUCCAGACCAUCUCCCAGUAUAAGUUUGUUUACCAGGUCCUUAUCCAGUUCCUCAAAAACUCCCGUCUCAUCUAAACCCUCACCUCUGACCCUUGACCCUUGACCUGGUCCCACAUGAGCUGACACAAGGGCAAUGGAAUACUGGUGCCGCAAAUAACCCCCCUCCUCGCAGUCCUAGAGGGCUGGGUAAGUGUGAAUAGCAUGGUGAUAGCCUCACUCAGCCCUCUGGUAUGGUAGGAGUUUCUGCCAUAUUGCAUACAUCUAUCUAGUCCUAUCAAAGACAGGGGAAAGUAGGUAUGUUUUCAUGUUUUCAGAUUUGAACACAGCCAGGGACAACUAAUAUAUCCCAACAGUAAUUAUACAGAGUGUAUAUUUCAGACCUCCACAUUUAAUCUGAAAAGCGUCCUACUAUUCAGUCUGUCUCUCUUCUUUAUCUUGGAGAGAGAGGCUUUUCUGUUGUAUUAGUGAUAGCCUCUCUGUCUUAUGUCUUGUCAAUGGAGAAACCUGAGAGAGAUACAGACCAGACUAGCAUUCUAGAUGUUAGCGUUUAAAGUCACAUGCUAAAUGAUGAGUGUUGGUCGUUUCUUACCUGAGUUUAAACCAGGUAAACCCAGGAGACAAUUAUCUCAGCAUUUUCACAUUUAUUCCUUUUAAACAAAUGCUAAUUGAAUAACUUUUUGGAAAAUGGUUCCCCAUUUGAUAAUAAUGGCAUUUCAAAUGUAAGGCUAAUGCACCCUUGUUAAUCAAAUUGAACCGAAAUCUAGGAAAAGGUUAAUGACAUGGCAUUGUUUUUCAUUGAAUAUAAUGCAGAGCUCUGUAUUGUUAAAAUGAGAAACUGUCAUUUUUUUCACUAAAUUAGAUGAUAAAGCUAACGUUACAUAAAUGUUUUUUCAGGUGCCACUUAAAAAAAAUACAGGACAUGGCACUGAUGGUUGUUAUUUCAAGUUAUGUAGAAUCAUAUGUUUUUCUAAGCUGUCAUAAACCUUUCUAAAUCUAUGGUAAGGCAGACAAUUGUAAGAUACAGUGAAGACUUGUCUCAACAUUUCAAUAUUUAAUAUUGUUGUAUUUUUUUUUUUUUUACUUUUAUUUAUUUAUCCUAAUACCAUCCUCAUAUUUUUCCUGAAUGUGGCUCAUUGGAGUGCAUGUUGACAGUCGGAUCAUCUUUGCAAAUAGUUCUGUGGACGUUUGAGUAGGAUGUGUCUAAAAUUGUCAUUGCCCUUCAAGUAUUCCACUCACCACUCACGUACUUCCAGAUAUCUCAAAUUCCUCAUUGUCUUGACUGGUAGUACCUCUAUUGUUCUUUUUCAUCCUCAGCCAACUUUUUAUGUACAUUACAGUAUGUCCAUUUACAAAGGCAUGUCAAAUACAUAUAUGUUUAUCCCAGACUUCCAUUGUAAUUAUCUCCUGUGUUCUCUCCCAAGUAGUUUCACAUAUUGUAGGCAUUCCUUCACCUUUCUUGAGAGAAACACCCUUUUUUUUCAUGAGUCUAAUGUACAACGCCCAAAGUUAUUUUAGUUCUAGAUCCUACAUGUGUGUAGUCCCAGAUGCCAGUAUGUCUCUGCUCUAGUUGACUAAAGCAGACUGACACUCAGGCUGCUGAAUGUUAUGUAGGCCCCAGUUUGUCACACUGUGCCACUCUACAGAGGAGUCCAUGAAAGUUCAUGUUGAAUAGAGAAGUUUGUGUUCUGAUAUGGUGGCAGUGAGCCAAAUCCAGAAGGACAGAUAGAGCUGAUCCCUAAGAUGGAGGACAGACACUAACAGUAGUAUUGUGCCUUAUUAAAGYGCAGGGAUGGGCUACCUGGAUGUUUGUUUCCAUAGGGAGGGACUGGUAGAGACCAAUCAGAUUCAGAGCUAUAGAUCUACAGUUUGGCAAACUUCCAUCUUGGCACCAAAGGUUCCAUUUAGAUUUGGUCUAUUUGAUAUAAUGGUAUUGUCUCUUGGUGUCAAUAUAGUGUCCAAUGUUUUUUAAUCUCAAAUUGAGUUUGCCAAACGGUAUAUCAAUGGCUCUGAAUUGAUGUUAAAUCUAUUUUGAUAUUAUAGACCAGCUAGAUAUGAUCUGUUUUAGACCGUAUAUUUAUCGACCAACAUGGGUUGUGUCUAGGGUUACAAAAAUCCAGGAACUUCAUUAAAUUCCCUGGUUUUCCAGAAAUCCUGGUUGGAGGACUCCGGAUUUCCUGCUUAUUCCCUCCUUAUUCUGGGAAUUUCUGGAAAACCAGGGAAUUUAUUGAAAGUCCCAGGAACUUUCCAACCCUAGUUGUGUCCCAAAAGGUUUCAGUGACCAACCAGUCAAAGCCUCAAUGGCUGCCAUUUGUUUUUGUAUAACUGUAAAAUCUAUCUCUGUAAGGAUCUUAGGGCUCAAUUCAAUCUGUAUCGCUGAAGCUCUACAGAUGGCGUGAUUGAAAUUCAAUUUCCAAUUAAGCCGAAAUCUGCAGCAUUUACCGUGAAUGCAGUCUCCUCUAAAGCAGGAAAAUUGUCUUUAAAUUUCAAUCACGCUGUAAUKCUGAACAUCCGCACUACAAAUUGAAUCCAGCCGUUAGUGUUCCUAUGUGCCUAAACCCAGCUAUGGCUGCAUCCUACAUAAUCUGUUAUGUUGUUUUUCUAUAUCUGUGAGAGUUGUGAUGCAAAGCCAGCCAUGUCUAAAUUAACGUGUGUAUACCGGGCAUGCGAGAAAGAUUUCUACAAAUGUUUUAUUUUUUUUUGACUUGGUACCCUUAAAAUACCGUAAGAUAAUGAACUAUGCAUGCUUUUUUUAUAUUCCAAUGUAUAUAUCUAUACUCAAGAUACGUAUAUACGCUUUAUGUUCUCUUGACAUAUGAGUGUUCUAUUGCAUUCUCUUCUGUUUGUGAGUAUUUUCCCACAUUGCAUUAAUGUUAAUGUGUUAUUUUCCAUUUAAUGUUUCUGGCAUAAUUCCUGAGAAACUUUCAAUAUAUGUUGUGUAUAUAUGUUUUGUAUAUGCUUUUGCCAGUGCAUCAAGUCUUUUUUUUCUUCCUACCCCCAGUUAUGUAUGAAGCUGUCAUACUUGCUUAUUAUGCAAUAAAGCAUUAUUUUCUCUACA
Messenger RNA from Salvelinus sp. IW2-2015, 7796 nucleotides. The record is from RefSeq and is a predicted model, not a curated record. NCBI's taxonomy places the organism in Eukaryota, Metazoa, Chordata, Actinopteri, Salmoniformes, Salmonidae.